Fragaria vesca subsp. vesca is the source of this 381-nucleotide messenger RNA. Its product is annotated as putative invertase inhibitor-like. Gene Ontology annotation, biological process: negative regulation of catalytic activity. The transcript has a single exon. Gene Ontology annotation, molecular function: enzyme inhibitor activity. The coding region runs from base 1 to 381 and encodes 126 amino acids. The record is from RefSeq and is a predicted model, not a curated record. Lineage: Eukaryota; Viridiplantae; Streptophyta; Magnoliopsida; Rosales; Rosaceae.
AUGGAGCUGGCACUGAACAAUGCAAGCAAUACGCUUCUGAUCAUACAGAAUUUGUUGACGAGCAACGAAAGUCUAGAUCCUUUUGCUGUGGUUUGCUUGAAGGACUGCUUGCAGCUCUAUUCGGACGGCAUCAGAACCUUGGUCGAUGCUGUUGGAGCAUUUCUAGGUGAGCAAUAUGACAACGCCAAUAUCUGGCUGAGUGCAGUUAUGCAAGCAUCAGAUACAUGUGAGGAAGGCUUUAAGGAGAAGGAAGGUGAAGUGUUACCGUCUCCAUUGACAAAUGAGAAUUACAAUCUUUUUCAAUUAUGUGAUAUUGCACUGUGCGUAGGGCACCUGCUUACCUCAGAUUCUACCAUGUUGAUGAGAUCCUCUGCAACUUAA